Messenger RNA from Protopolystoma xenopodis, 204 nucleotides. The record is from the annotation of a GenBank genome assembly. Lineage: Eukaryota; Metazoa; Platyhelminthes; Monogenea; Polystomatidea; Polystomatidae.
AUGACUUCAGCAUCCGGAAAAGGUAAGCGCCCCUCCUGCUCUACUUCCAUUGUAAGUGUGAAUGUCCUUAUUGUCAAGUUGAUUGUUCGCGUUAACGACUCCCGCCUGAUCCUCUCUGCUACCAACACAUGCUCCUCUCGGUUCAAAAUCUCCAGCAGGGCCGUUAGUGCCUGUUAUCCAGACAUGUUUCACUGCGUUUGGUAA